AAAUGGAAAGUUGUAAAAGCAGAAGACACAUUUGCAACAAAUUGAAGCCAACCAUCAUCAGCUCUCGUGAUGUGUCACUCACAUUCGCUGGUGACCGGGCCAAUGGCAGCAAAUCCCCUUGCCACGCUCGCCAUCGCGGUGUUCUUGAUCUGCCUUCUUCUCCCCACUUCGUCUUCUUCGUCAUCGAUUUGUGUCGCGAGGACGCAGGACCACGUGAGAACGGCGUUCCACUUCCAGCCCGCCAAGAACUGGCAGAACGAUCCGAAUGGGCCCGUGUACUACAACGGCAUGUACCACCUGUUCUACCAGUACAACCCGCACGGCGCGCUCUGGGACGUGGGCAACCUCUCAUGGGGCGACUCCGUCUCCGGCGACCUCGUGAACUGGGCGGCACUCGGCAACGCGCUCGACCCGACGGCGCCAUUCGACGCCAACGGCUGCGCGUCAGGGUCUGUCACCAUCCUUCCCGACGGCACGCCGGCGAUCCUCUACUCCGGCAUCGACGCGGACCGCCGGCAGGUCCAGAACGUCGCGUUCCCCAAGAACCCGCGCGACCCGCUCCUCCGCGAGUGGGCCAAGCCCGCCUACAACCCCGUCGUCCCGCUCCCCGCCGACGUGUCGGCGAACGACUUCCGGGACCCCACCACGGCGUGGGUCGGCCGGGACGGGCUGUGGCGGUUCGCCAUCUCCGCGGUGGCCGACGGCGUGGGCGCCACGCUCGUGUACCGCAGCGCGGACUUCCUGCGAUGGGAGAGGCGCGCUGCGCCGCUCCAUGCGUCUCAGGACGCCGUGAUGGCCGAGUGCCCGGACCUGUUCCCCGUGGCGGCGCGCGGCGCGGAGGGGCUGGACGCGUCGGCGCGCGGCGCUGGUGUGCGGCACGUCCUCAAGGUGAGCAUGCCGGACACGCUGGAGGACUACUACGCGGUCGGGACGUACGACGACGCGGCGGACACGUUCACGCCGGACGAGGACUGCGGCGGCGGCGACUACCGCAGGUGGCGGAGGAUCGACCGCGGACACCUGUACGCGUCCAAGACAUUCUUGGACGCGCGCAGGAUGCGGCGGGUGCUGUGGGCGUGGGUGAACGAGUCCGACAGCGAGGCCGACGACGUCGCCCGGGGCUGGUCCGGCCUGCAGUCGUUCCCGCGGGCGCUGUGGCUGGACGGCGGCGGGAAGCAGCUGGUGCAGUGGCCCGUGGAGGAGAUCGAGACGCUGAGGACGAGGCGCGCGGCGCCGCUGCAGGAGGUGGAGCCCGGCGGCGGGGUGCGCGAGGUCACCGGCAUCGUGAGCUCGCAGGCGGACGUGGACGUGGUGUUCGAGAUCCCGAGCCUCCGGCGGGCCGAGGGACUGGACCCCGGCCGGCUGCAUGACCCCGACGCGCUGUGCCGGGAGAAGGGCGGCUCCCUGACAGGCGGAGUCGGCCCGUUCGGGCUGCUGGUGAUGGCCUCCGGAGACAUGCGCGAGCACACCGCCGUGUUCUUCAGGGUUUUCAGGAUCCUGCACGAGUACGCUGUUCUCAUGUGCACGGACCUCAGCAGGUCCUCCACGAAGGCAGGCGUGUACAAGCCAACGCAUGGAGGGUUCGUCGACGUGGACAUCGAGAAAGACAUGAGCAUAUCGUUAAGAACAUUGAUCGAUCACUCGAUCGUGGAGAGCUUCGGCGGCGGCGGGAGGACGUGCAUGACGGCUAGAGUGUACCCCGAGCACGUUGCAGCAGGCAGCAGCAGCCACCUAUACGUGUUCAACAAUGGGUCAGCUGCAGUGAAGGUGUCCAAGCUCGAGGCAUGGGAGCUUGCCAGUGCGAGUGUCAAUGUUGACGACGAUGGCGGUCUGAUGGCUGGUGGAUCGUUCGCGAACAUGUGCCGCGCUGAGGAGUACAAUUCUAGCUAGGUUAAAAAACUGAACGGGCAUGGAUUUGUGCUAUUUAUGAUCCAUGACCCAAGAUAAGUCGAGCGUGGCUUGUGGUAGUGUUUGGAUGAAGGUAUGAAGAAGGAUGAAGAGGAAUGGGAUGAGAUCAAUCUAACUUGACCUGUGUUUGGUUGGAGGUCCAGAGUCGAUCGGGAUCAAGAAAUAUUCUUCAAAAAUGGUGGAUGAGGUCAUCUCUCAAAAAAUAAGGGACAGAGUUAGCCUAGGGUUGAUCCCGUCCUAUCUCUCGUUGACAUCGAACCAAACACUAGUUAGUACUAUUCUGUGUUGUAUGGAGUGUGCUUGAUGUUGUUUUGACCAAUAAGCCUGCCAAAAAAUGAAACAAUAUGAUGUUGUGGGUGAGAUUUAGUAGGGCUGUGAAGUAAAAAUAAUGAUAUAAUGGAAUCUUAAGUCUA
Zea mays is the source of this 2321-nucleotide messenger RNA. Its product is annotated as beta-fructofuranosidase, insoluble isoenzyme 6. Lineage: Eukaryota; Viridiplantae; Streptophyta; Magnoliopsida; Poales; Poaceae. Gene Ontology annotation, biological process: carbohydrate metabolic process. Gene Ontology annotation, molecular function: hydrolase activity, hydrolyzing O-glycosyl compounds. The coding region runs from base 70 to 1890 and encodes 606 amino acids. The transcript is spliced from 5 exons. The record is from RefSeq and is a predicted model, not a curated record.